Messenger RNA from Funneliformis mosseae, 303 nucleotides. Lineage: Eukaryota; Fungi; Glomeromycota; Glomeromycetes; Glomerales; Glomeraceae. The record is from the annotation of a GenBank genome assembly.
AUGACUGCGCCAAAUUGCAAAGCUUUGCAAAAUGUAAAAGUAAAAGCGCCCAAUACAGGCAGUAUUGAGGCGCAAAUUAAUCAAAAAUGUCCAAUACGAUUUGCGGAUGUGUCUCCACCCGUAAAUACGCGUAAAGAAAACGAGGAGGAAAGAGGCUCGAGAAUAAGGAACCUACGCAUUGAUAUGGUGGGAUAUGGUCAAAAACCCAUUGUAGCAUUCUUGACUAUAUUGAAAGAAUCCUCAGCGACAGAUUUUGAUGCUCCAUUAGUAGAACAGCCUCUAAAUUCAGCAAAAUAUUUGCUG